UUUUUUUUUUUUCUUCCCCCUCUUUAUUUAUUUAUUUGACACAACUUCCCUAGUUCCCCCUUCGCUCCGCUCAGUUUCGCUCUAUGGACAUAUCAGCGAACCUGGACACGGAGGAGCUCAAGAUGACACGAGAGCAGUAUAUAUUAGCAACACAACAGAACAGCCUUCCAAGGACUGAACAUCCUCAGUUUUACCCAGUAGGGAUAUAUGGAUGGCGAAAGAGGUGCUUAUACUUCUUUGUCCUUCUGCUGUUGGUUACCAUGAUUGUUAAUUUAGCAAUGACAAUAUGGAUUUUGAAGGUUAUGAAUUUCACAGUGGAUGGAAUGGGAAAUUUGAGAGUCACUAAAAAAGGAAUACGACUUGAAGGCAUAUCUGAAUUUCUACUUCCACUAUACGUGAAAGAAAUCCAUUCCCGAAAGGAUAGCCCGCUGGUCUUACAGUCUGACAGAAAUGUAACAGUGAAUGCAAGAAAUCACAUGGGACAGUUAACUGGACAACUGACAGUAGGAGCUGAUGCUGUAGAGGCCCAGUGUAAGAGAUUUGAAGUGAGGGCAAGUGAAGGUGGAAGAGUAUUGUUUUCUGCAGAUGAAGAUGAGAUUGUCAUUGGAGCUGACAGACUGAAAGUAACAGGCACUGAAGGGGCAGUGUUUGGGCACUCUGUGGAGACACCCCAUAUCAGAGCAGAACCUUCCCAAGACCUCAAACUUGAAUCUCCUACUAGAUCUUUGGUAAUGGAAGCACCCAGGGGAGUGCAGGUCAAUGCAGCUGCAGGAGACUUAAAGGCAACCUGUAGGAAAGAACUGCACUUACAGUCCACAGAAGGGGAGAUAUUUUUAAAUGCAGAUACAAUCCGACUGGGAAAUCUACCAAUGGGUUCCUUUUCCUCCUCUUCCUCCUCCUCCUCACCCAGCUCUUCAGCUCCUCGCCAGACUAUAUAUGAGCUCUGCGUCUGUCCCAAUGGUAAACUUUACCUGUCCCCAGCAGGAGCAGGCUCCACGUGUCAAUCCAGUAGCAACAUCUGCUUGUGGAGCUAG
Messenger RNA from Calypte anna (Anna's hummingbird), 1034 nucleotides. RefSeq names its product sarcoglycan zeta (gene SGCZ). NCBI's taxonomy places the organism in Eukaryota, Metazoa, Chordata, Aves, Apodiformes, Trochilidae. Bases 84 to 1034 code for a protein of 316 amino acids. The transcript has 8 exons. Gene Ontology annotation, cellular component: sarcoglycan complex; sarcolemma. Gene Ontology annotation, biological process: heart contraction; cardiac muscle tissue development. The record is from RefSeq and is a predicted model, not a curated record.